GUUUGUUUCUGUGUUUGUUGGCUUAUUAAACUGGCCGGCGAUGCCGACGCCGGUGGACUUGGUGAGGCAAUGCUUGACGGAGGCAGCGGCGCGUGUUUUGGAUGAGGCGGUAGUGGUGGCGCGUCGAAGGAGUCAUGCUCAGACCACUUCGCUUCAUGUGGUCUCUGCUUUGCUAGCUCUACCGUCGUCCAUUCUACGCGACGCUUGUGCACGUGCCAGGAGCAUCCCGUACAACUCGCGCUUGCAGUUUCGCGCGCUGGAGCUCUGUGUCGGGGUCUCGCUGGACCGGCUGCAGAGUUCGAAAUCGGUGGAGCGACCUCCGAUUUCGAAUUCACUGACGGCGGCAAUCAAACGGGGACAAGCGAGCCAGCGGAGGAAUCCGGAGAACUAUCACCUGCAACAGAUUCACUGUAACCAACAAACGCCGUCGCUUUUGAAGGUUGAACUAAAAUAUUUUGUUUUAUCGAUUCUAGAUGAUCCUAUUGUGAAUCGCGUGUUUGGUGAAGCCGGGUUCCAAAGCUUUGAAAUAAAAAGAGCGAUACUUCAACCGCCUGUUGCUCAAUUAUCUUCCAAAAUUCUGCGAACUCCCCGGUGCCCGCCAAUUUUUCUUGGUAAUUUGACUGACUCGGGUUUGGGUCUGGAUCCGGUCCGAGCUGGGCCGAGCUUCCCUUUUGAUUUUGAAGAUGUUGACGAGAGUUGUAGGAGAAUUGGUGAAGUUCUACUGAAGAGAAACGAGAAAAAUGGGAAGAACCCGUUGCUUGUUGGGGAUUAUGCAAGUAAAGCUUUGAGGGGAUUUAUUAAAAAUGUAACUUCUAGGAAACCGGGGGUUUUGCCUAAAGAAGUAUAUGGGGUGGAUGUGGUUUGUAUUGAGGAGGAGAUAAGUGAGUUUGUCCUUGAGAAUGGAAGUGAAGAGAGGAUGCCGUCAAGGUUUAAGGAAUUGGAGACUACUGUGGAGCAAUGUUCAGGGCCUGGUGUUGUUGUGAAUUUUGGUGAAUUGAAAGCUUUGGUUGGUGACAAUGUGUCAAGUGAGGCUGUUAAGUUUGUUGUUUCAAAAUUGACCAGUUUGUUGGAGAUGAAUAGUAGGAACUUAUGGUUGAUAGGAGCGGCGGCGAAUUAUGAAGCUUAUUCAAAGUUUUCGAACAUGUUUCCGAGUAUAGAGAAGGACUGGGGUCUGCAACUUUUGCCUAUUCACUUCAAAUCCAGCUUGAUGGGGUCCUUUGUUCCAUUUGGUGGGUUCUUUUCUUUGCCACUUGACCCUAAAAAUCCAAUGAGAAGCAAGAAUCAACAUAGCCCUUGUUACCUUUGCACUGAGAAGUUUGAACAUGAAGUUGCAGCUAUUUUGAAGGAACGAUCAAUUACUUCAGUUGCAGAUCGGUGCUCAGAAAAACUUCCUUCUUGGUUAGAAAGGGCAGAACUUGACACCAGAAAGGGUGUUGAUAUGGCCAAGGCCAAGGAAGAUGGCACGGCAUUGCAUGCUGAAGUCUUGGAGCUGCAAAAGAAAUGGAAUGAUACUUGUCGUCUUCAUCACCCUCAAGUACUCCCCAAAUUAGAUACUCCCGAAACAAGGUCCCAAGUCCCAAUUCCCGAGGUCUUUCAAUUUAUUGCAGAUAAGAAGGAAAGCAGCAGUAAAGAUCCUGCGUCAAAUGAAAAUCUGUGUGCUAAUCCAAAUCUCAGUAUGCAAAUAGAUUUGCGAAAGGUUUUACCCACAAUACCGAAUACUUCAAUAGCAUCAACUUCUCAAGCUGCGAAUGUUAAUUCCCAAUCUAGGGUUCAGGUAAACUUUUCAAAAGAUCAGCAACAGCAAAUAGAGAAUGAAGGCCACCCAGUUCCCCCUCACCCUCCGUCCAAUCCAACCAAUCCUCCUCACAACCCACCUUCUUCAUCCCCAAUUGCAGUAACCACAGAUUUGGGAUUGGGAACAAUCUAUGCUUCAAUCAGGCAGGCGGCAGAAACUCCAGAAUUAAAAUAUCAGAGUCUUUCUCCCCCCAAAUCUCCUAAGUUUGAUGCAGUUUGUGAGGGUAACUCUCAACAUUUUGCCAAACAUGGUUCGUGCUCCGGCGGCUCCAUAUCUAAGUUAGCAGAGCUAGCACAUGACGGAGAUGACAAGACACUUAGGAAAAUACUUGCUGAAAAGGUCGGAAGGCAAGAUGAAGCCAUAAUUACUAUUACUCAGGCUGUAUCACGUUGUAGAAAUGGACAUGGACGGCAUCAUGGCUCAAGUGGUAGAGGAGACAUUUGGUUUACUUUCCUUGGGCCUGACAGAGCUGGAAAGAAACUAAUUGCUUCAACUCUUGCUGAGAUAAUAUUUGGUGACCAGGAAAACAUAAUUUGCAUGGAUUUUAGUUCCCAAGAUAGGGGUAGCCGUCAGGAAAAUAUUUUUCAAUGCCAACAAUUGGAUGGUUGUGAUAUGGAGUUUCGGGGGCACUAUGUUGAUUAUAUUGCCGAGGAGUUGAGAAAGAAACCAGAUUCAGUUGUCUUCCUCGAAAACGUGGAGAAGGCUGAUCUUGUGACCCAAAAUGCAUUAUCCGAGGCUGUGAAAAUAGGUAAAUUUCAUGACUCAUUCAGGAGAGUAGUCAGCAUCAGCAAAGUGAUCUUUGUUACAACAUCAACAAUCAUGCAAGGUAACGAUAAUGAAUUUUCAGAGAGGAAAGCUGGUAGAUUUUCUGAGGAAAUAAUUUUUGGAGCCAAAAAGUGGCAAAUGCAAUUGUCAAUUAGUUGGCACUCCCAGGAUGUCAGCAGACCUCAUGAGCUGAAAGCGAAUGUAACACCAAGCAAAAAAACUCCAAAAGCUGAAUCUCGGAAUAAAAGAAAGUUUAUUGACAAUGAUGACUCUUCGGCUGAGUUGCAGGAAAGGAGUCACAAGUCGAUAAGAUCCAAUCUAGAUCUUAACCUUCCUAUAGAGGAGGCAGAAGAGGAAAUCAAUUCUAUAGACUAUGACAGUGAUGCGAUCUCUGAAAGCACAGAAGCUUGGUUGGAAGAUUUCUGUGAUCAAGUGGAUGCAAAGGUGUAUUUCAAGCCAUUGAAUUUUGACUUGAUUGCAGCGAAAUUAACCAGGGACAUCUAUAUACGAUUUCAGAGAGCAAUGGGAUCUGAGGUAGUCCUUGAGAUUGAUGAUGAAGUCAUGAUAGAAAUACUUGCAGCGACGUGGUUAUCAAACAAGAAGAUGGCAAUAGAGUUUUGGAUUGAAGAUGUUCUGAGCAGACACUUUGUCCAAUUUCAGCAGAUGUAUCAUCCCAAACCCGGGUCUGUUGUGAAACUAGCUGUUUGUGACGGUCGUCCUUUUGAACUGGAAUCUUCUGAAAUUUGCCUUCCCAUAAAAAUCAACAUGUAACUGAUUCUGGCUGUAUCAUCUAUGCUUCUUCUUCUUGUAAUUAAAAUGUACAAUGUAGAUCUUAGCUAGCAUCCAAAAAGCCUCGUUUGGCUAUGUGUAUUCUCCUGAGUUUUUUGGGAUAAUAGUUGUGUUAUGUUUAGCUGUUGUUAAAGAAUAUGCAUAAUGUUCCCUUUUUGUGGAAAAUUAUUGACAUGU
Molecule: messenger RNA, 3526 nt
Organism: Pistacia vera
Lineage: Eukaryota; Viridiplantae; Streptophyta; Magnoliopsida; Sapindales; Anacardiaceae
Product: protein SMAX1-LIKE 6
Exons: 3
Coding region: 41-3331 (1096 amino acids)
Molecular function (GO): ATP hydrolysis activity; ATP binding
Source: RefSeq, a predicted model, not a curated record